This is a messenger RNA of Stegastes partitus (bicolor damselfish), 3259 nucleotides long. RefSeq names its product ankyrin repeat and SOCS box protein 2-like. The transcript has 10 exons. Bases 134 to 2257 code for a protein of 707 amino acids. Gene Ontology annotation, biological process: regulation of barbed-end actin filament capping; intracellular signal transduction. NCBI's taxonomy places the organism in Eukaryota, Metazoa, Chordata, Actinopteri, Pomacentridae. Gene Ontology annotation, cellular component: nucleus; cytoplasm. The record is from RefSeq and is a predicted model, not a curated record. Gene Ontology annotation, molecular function: protein binding.
CACAAACACACACACUCAUGUGCAGACUCCAUUACAGACAGACAGCAGCAGAACACACGGAUCACACCACGCUUUAACUUGUAAGAAACAGCAGAUAUAUAAGAGAGAGACUGCUGACCCUCUCAGCAUCAUCAUGGCAGCAGCCAGCAUCUCUCACUCUGGAUCAACGGGUUCCAAUCUGGCCUUUGAGGAUUAUUCUCUCUACAGUAAUCUGAGUGAUGAUGAGCUGCUUCAGCUCGCCAUCGAGCGCAGUCUGACCGACACCCAUUGCAACACAGCCACCAAUGACACAACCAACACCAGCAACACAACCACCAACAACACAACCAACACCAGCAGCAUCAGCAGCUCCAGCAACACCACCACCAAUACAACCAACACCAACAGGCCUCCUCAUCACCGAGACAACAGACCGAACCCUUCGGCCAGAAACACAAACCAACCCAGCCACAGUGGCCAUAAUCCUCCUCCGGCCGAAACCACUGCACACUACAGUUCUCCAAAUCCUCCGAGUGAGAAGCCUCCUGAUCCGAAGACGUUUGACGGGACGAUCAGCCGUUUCAUGACAGGUUCUGGAAAGAGGAUGGUGGCGUACCGCAGACCUGAUGGCAACGUGGUCUACAUGGCUCCAGAACCUGAAGAGGAGGAGGAGCCUCUGUUCAAAGCGAUCCGUACAGGUGAUGCAAACACAGUGAGAGCGCUGGUGAUGGAUCCAGGAACAAACCUGAUGCUGCCCAGUAAACCAGGCUGGCUGGCGGUUCACCAGGCGGCGUGGUUCGGCCAGGAAGCCUGUCUGCGAAUGCUGCUAAUAGCUCAACCAGGGAUGGUCAACAAGAGGACAGCGCGUGGCGAGACGCCACUACUGGUUGCUGUCGGCAAACUGCAGCUGCAAUGUGCUGAAGUGCUGCUGGACAAUGGAGCUGACCUCGACAUCAUGAACAACGAUAAAGAGACUCCCCUCUAUAAAGCCUGUGAGAGGAACAAUCCUGCAAUGGUUGCAAUGCUGCUGAACCAUGGAGCGGCUGUCAACACGCGCUGCAUUAUGGGAUGGACGGCUCUGCAGGAAGCUGUGGGUCGAAACAAUGUGGAGAUCUGUGAGAUGCUACUGAAGGCUGGAGCCAAACUCAACCUCACCAACAUGUACGGCAUCGCGCCGCUGUUCACUGCAGCUCAGACUGGGCAGCUCGCCACACUGCGCUUACUUCUCAAACAUGGUGCAGACCUUAACAGUCAGGCAGCUGAUGGAGCCACGGCCCUGUACGAAGCUGCUAAAAAUGGGCAUGAGGAAGUCGUGGAGUUCCUCGUCUCCCAGAAUGCUGAUGCCAACAAACCCGGAAAGACAGGACUCCUACCACUUCACAUUGCUGCCCAGAAAGGAAGUGACACCAUCGUCUCCAUGUUGAUCCCAGCCACUAGUAAGGCCAGAGUCCGGCGCACUGGCAUCAGUCCACUGCACAUAGCAGCUGAGCGUAACCGAGAUGAUGUUCUAGAGUCCCUGAUUGACGCCGGCUUUGAUGUCAAUGCCCAGUUGUCUGAGGAGCGCACAAAGCUGUAUGAGGACCGCCGCAGCACUGCACUUUACUUCUCUGUCAUCAACAACAACAUUGAUGCUGUGCGCAUGCUGCUGGCUGCUGGUGCAGACCCAAACCUGGACGUGUUUAAGCCGCUGAUGGUGGCAGCCAGGCUAGGCUGCAUCCAGACAGUCACCCUGCUAGUGAAGCAUGGUGCCGAUAUCAACGCUCGCAUCCCCACCCACCCCACCACCUUCCCUGCUGUCUACAUGUUCUCCAUGAAGUACCUGUCCAUGUUCAAGUACUUGCUAGACCAUGGAGGCGACGCUAUCUCCUGCUUCAAGUGUGUGUAUGGCAGCCGGGCUCAUCCGCCAAUCAAGACCACUCGAUCGGAGAGAGAAGCGGUUCGCAGCACUGACCUACAGGGGAUGCAGAUGAAGGGAGGCAUUCAGUUCUGUGAGAUGAUCUCCGUUCCCAGUAUCUCUCGGUGGGCGGGGCCAAUUAUUGAUGUCCUAUUGGACUACGUUGGUCAUGUGAGUCUCUGCUCCAGACUGACAGAGCACCUGGACAGUUACGCUGACUGGAAAAACAUCAAGGAUAAAGCAGCUCCUCCACGGCCGCUGAUGCACCUCUGCAGGCUGCAGAUUCUGCAGCUAGUUGGACAUCGAAAGUUGAAGAAGCUGCCGCUGCCUGGGAGUCUGAUUCGCUUCCUGAAACACCAGGAGGCGUCGCUCGAUGACGACUGAUUUUUAUCCAGUUAAAUCAGCUGACUGACUGAUUGAGCUGUACUUACUUCUGAUCCACACUCCAGUGGAGCUGGAUACGAUUGAAACUUUCACAGUGUGACUCCUGAAUGUGAAACAUCACUGGCACAGCAGCAGAACAUGCAGUGGAUAAUGCUGUAAAUGUUAUUUAUUUUUUGUGAUUUAGGAAAGUAUUGUGUUAUAUUCAAACGUCAUUUCAAACCCAAGAGGAGAUACAUUUUUACUUGAUGGAAAAGGAGGCUGAGAGCCGAACUCUAAUCUUACAAGUUAAGGAUAAUGCAUUCUGGCUUUCAUUAGCUGAUCCCACAUGCUGCUAGUUCUUCAGUGUUUGGUUGCACAUUAGCACUGUCCUGCCAUGUUUAGUAUUUUCAAAGGAUAAACCCUCACUCCCAAGUGCUUCACUGUAAGGCAACUAGGCCCCCAAAUCACAUGGUUAAUGACCCAUUAACUACAGACUGAAGGUGUUAAUAGUGGUCAAACUAUACGGAAAAGGAUCUUAAGACUGCAUUAUAAGUAGCUGAUAAGUUGUGUUGUAGACCCCAUCCUUUGUUUAGAGAUGGCUGUUCCUGUUUACCAAAGACGGCCUCCUUUACUCCUCUCUCAGACCAUCUGUCUUGUCUGUCCAGAAUACAGACAUUGUUGUUCUCAGAGAAGUGCCCUUAUCCUUUAGAUACAGCUGGACUGCAGAGUCGUCUGUCCUGUGUUGAGCCUCUGGACUGAUGUUUUGUCUCCCCUGUAUAUAGGUCUAUGCACUCCUCUCUGCAUUGGACUGCAUAUACAACGCUCCCCUCUGUUCUAGUGAGAAAUAAGGAGGCCUCCUGGCUGCUUUCUCGUGAAACACUUUGGAUUUCAAUGACUUGGAUGACUGAGGAUCACGUAGAAUCUCACAGUUUCAUUGCCCUGAUGAUGCUGAGGCCUCCCUUCAGGACAUCCCUAAGACAUCUCCAUAACUUCUAUGUGUAAUAAAUGGUUAUAAAUCUUUCA